Messenger RNA from Argentina anserina (silverweed cinquefoil), 1552 nucleotides. RefSeq names its product UPF0481 protein At3g47200-like. NCBI's taxonomy places the organism in Eukaryota, Viridiplantae, Streptophyta, Magnoliopsida, Rosales, Rosaceae. The record is from RefSeq and is a predicted model, not a curated record. The transcript has 2 exons. The coding region runs from base 102 to 1445 and encodes 447 amino acids.
CAGUGGCAUACUGCAAAAAUCGCAUUCCCCUAAUGAGUUUUUGUCUUAGUUUGCAUUAAUUGCAGUUCCUUAAGUAUCUCAGGAGAGUUGAUGAUAAAGACAUGGCAAGUAAUAGUCGAGCAUCCAUUGUUAUAGAUGUGAAAAACAGCAUGAGUGCCAAGCUCCACAAUGAUGCGCCUUUAUCUGCCACAAGUUGCAUCUUCAGAGUUCCCGAACUGCUCCGGAAACAUAAUCCAGACGCAUAUCAGCCUCAUAUUGUCUCAAUCGGACCUCUCCAUCUAGGAACUCAACAACUGCAACCGAUACAAGAUUUGAAACAAUGGUAUUUACAAAACCUCCUCUCAAACAUGAAGAUAAAUAGUUUGGAUACUUUGAUUGAAGAGAUUUUAAUUGUUGAGGAGCGUGCCCGUGAAUUUUAUGAGGAGUCACUCGACUCUCUUAGCAAGAAUGACUUUGUAGAAAUGCUGAUACUUGAUGGUUGCUUCCUGAUACAACUAUUUCGGAAGUUUCACUACAACAGACAUACUCCAAAUAACCCUGUAUUCAACAUGGAUUACAUGAUUGAGUAUCUAUACCAUGACCUUUUGCUACUAGAGAAUCAAUUGCCUUGGUUUGUUCUGGACCGUCUAUAUACCCUUACCCUUGAUUUUUACCCCAGCGAUUACCUCUCCCUUCGUAUACUCAUUCUUACCGUUUUGUCCUCAGAACCAUCACUAAAGUAUUCGUGCAAAUCCUAUUUAGAGUAUGUUGGUGAUAAGAGAGAAGAUGAAAAUGAAAAGGUGGUGCACAUACUCGAUCUUAUAAGAACUUCAUUCGUUUUUCCACUCAAAGAUGUUACACCUCCAGCCACUGGGAAAAUAUCUAGUCUCUGGAAAUAUAAAAAACCAAGAGAGAAAUAUGCAUGGAAAAUUCCUCCGGCAACUAAACUCGCAAAGUCAGGUGUGGAAUUUAAAAGAGGCCCGGUAGACAGUAAGAGCAUACUGAACAUAAAAUUCAAAAAAGGGGUUUUUACAAUUCCACAGCUACUAGUUACCGAGAUGACCGAACCAUUGCUGAGGAACCUAAUAGCCUUUGAGCAAUGCUAUCGUGGUCGCUCUUAUGAAAUAACUUCUUAUGCCGUUUUGCUGGGCAGACUCAUUGGUUCGAGCAGUGAUAUGGAACUCCUCUGCGAGGAUAAAAUAAUUGAUAACUGGUUGAGUGCUGAUGAUGGUUCCAAGCAGGUCUUCAACAAGCUUUACAAUGACACAUGGCUCAGAGGGUUCCUGUAUCAUGGCCUAUGCGCUGAAGUGAAUACCUAUUACGAAGUGAAAUGGAAUCACUGGGAAGCAAAAUUGAAACGUGACUACUGUGCUAAUCCAUGGAUGAUUCUUUCUUUAAUUGCAGCGGGUUUACUUCUCUGUCUCACCGCAGUGCAGACAGUAUAUACCCUUCUGCAGUAUUAUUAAUCAUUCUAGUGAGUGGAGUUUUUCAUUUUGUUUGAGUUGGUAGUUUGAUGUUUUUUUUUUUGGCACAUUGAGAAAACAACAAUAUUUACGUGAAUUUUUAUUUUGGA